Messenger RNA from Rosa chinensis, 2323 nucleotides. RefSeq lists its product as uncharacterized. Gene Ontology annotation, cellular component: peroxisome. Gene Ontology annotation, biological process: regulation of gene expression. NCBI's taxonomy places the organism in Eukaryota, Viridiplantae, Streptophyta, Magnoliopsida, Rosales, Rosaceae. The record is from RefSeq and is a predicted model, not a curated record. Gene Ontology annotation, molecular function: RNA nuclease activity. The coding region runs from base 427 to 1959 and encodes 510 amino acids. The transcript is spliced from 2 exons.
AAUAUAGAAUCCAAAAAGCUGUAAAAGCCCCUUUGCCUCUGUAUCUCUUUAUCUGUGAUUCUUUGAGCAUUAAACCCUCCACAAACUCACAGCACUCUCUCUGGGCUUCAUCUUGCAAAAGCCCAAAUCCACAGUUUUGCUCAAAAUCAAAAGUCUAGGUGCCAGUCAAGUCUUUAACUCCAAAUCAAACUCAUCUGGAAUUUCCUCUACUCCCAUAAAUCCCCAAAUCCCAUUCAACCCCAUAACAAAGGCUUCGAUUCUUUUCUGAAUGAAAACCCAAUCCCAGAUUCCGAUUCCUCUUCGUUAAUUAUCGAAUCGGUUAGGGCUUUGCUUGAUCGGUAGGAUCCAAGUUGCUUGGCUUUUCGGUAAAGUAUCGAACUUUGUAGCGGAGCUCUGCUAUGAGGUAGGCUUGAGUUUUGAGCUGUGAUGGCUUGCCAAAAUACAUCGACAUCAAUAGUGCCUUCAGAACCGUCCGAGCAAAGAGGAUCUUAUAUGCUAGAUGCAAACACGAACGCACUUCAAGCUCCAAUGAACCAGCCAAUCCGAAGCUUCUGUGAAGGUCCUGUGGCUAUCCUUUGGGAUAUUGAAAACUGCCCUGUCCCAAGUGAUGUUCGUCCUGAAGAUGUAGCUGGUAACAUAAGAAUGGCUUUGCAGGUACAUCCUGUAAUUAAAGGAGCUGUUGUUACGUUUGCUGCGUAUGGGGACUUUAAUGCCUUCCCUAGGCGGCUCCGCGAGGGAUGUCAGAGAACUGGUGUUAAACUCGUUGAUGUUCCAAAUGGAAGAAAGGAUGCGGCUGACAAGGCCAUCUUGGUUGAUAUGUUCUUGUUUGCCCUUGACAAUCCUCCACCAUCUUCCAUCAUGCUGAUAUCUGGGGAUGUUGAUUUUGCUCCAGCGCUCCAUAUACUUGGGCAACGUGGGUACACAGUGAUUCUAGUAAUACCUUCUGGAGUGGGCGUUUCAUCUGCUCUCAGCAAUGCAGGAAAGUUUGUGUGGGACUGGCCUAGUGUGGCUCGUGGGGAAGGGUUUGUGCCUACAACCAAGUUUCAAAUGCAUCCUCGUGGAGGACAGGCUGAUAUUGCUGGCUAUUUCAUGGGUUGCCAUAUUAAUGAUCAUAUGGAUGAAGAAGAAGCUAUUUUAUACAGGGGGAUCUCACAAAGCUAUUACAAUUCAAGAGAUUUUUCAAUAGUGUCACAAUCUUUAUCUGAAUAUAACAGUAGUUCCUUAAUGAUGCCUGGCGGUCCUGCUGCCUUGAGGUCACACAGUCUCCCAUCUGGUCUCAAUGAAGUUCCUGCUGGACCUAUUAUUUCCACUGAUCAAAAUGAAUCUACUUGGUGGGUUCAACCAGGGGACCUAAAUGGUCUGAGGGCACAGCUUGAAAAGUUACUUGAACUUUCUGGAGGUUGCAUGCCUCUUACUCGAGUUCCUUGCGAGUAUCAGAAAGCUUUUGGAAGACCUCUCUAUGUAUCAGAGUAUGGCGCAUUUAAGCUUGUUAAUCUGUUUAAGAAGUUGGGUGACACAAUGACGGUAGAUGGUAAAGGGCAUAAGAAAUUUGUUUACCUCCGAAACUGGAAAACAGGCCCUAGUGCCCCACCUCUGAUUUCAACUGGGAAGGAUAAUAGUAGGAAAGGGAAGGGGACUCAGGAAGAGAGUAUGGCUAUUAUUACAGGUAAUGGCUCAUCAGAUGAGUUCUCAGAGGAGGAAAGAGUAGUUGUAGAGGAGCAUGAUGAUAACCUAGAGCACUUCAAAUAUGAGUUGCAGGAGAUUCUUGUUAGCUACUCUUGUCGGAUUUUUUUGGGUUGUUUUGAGGCUAUCUACCAGCAAAGGUACAAAAAACCCUUGGACUGUCAAAAGUUUGGUGUCGAUCAACUGGAGGAGCUGUUUAAGAAGGUGACUGAUGUGGUGGUGUUACUUGAAGAGCCUAUUAGCAAGAGGAAGUUCCUGGCUGCAAGCGGUGGCUGACAAAAUCAGCUUGCUGUUGUUUUUAGCAAUAGUCUGAUGUUUUCAUCUUGUGUGUGCGCCAAAGGCUUUAGGUAUGCUUAUGCAGCCUGGUGUUUCUUCCUCGCCUUUUUUCAAUUUUUUAUUUAGGACACAGAGAAAGAAAAAAAAAGAUGACAGUAGAGGCUGGGAGCACGUUUUUUAUGUUCAAUGUGUCCCGCAUAGAAUUGAUGUUUACUACUGACAUUUCUAUGCAAGACUCAUGCCCAGUCAUUUGUAACUGAUCAACUGCUAAUGGUAGAUCUAAAUGUAAAUUUACAUGUAUGUUACUUCUCUGUGUGAUUAUAGUAAUAAACAGAAGUUAAAGUCUGCUGCACCCCCAACAAAA